This is a messenger RNA of Ectocarpus sp. CCAP 1310/34, 1632 nucleotides long. The record is from the annotation of a GenBank genome assembly. NCBI's taxonomy places the organism in Eukaryota, Phaeophyceae, Ectocarpales, Ectocarpaceae.
AUGGCUGGACCUGCUGAGGCAUCGUCAAGGGCGAGCUCCACAAGCAGCUUCAAUUCGAGCCAAGAGUUCUCCGCGUCGAGGGUGCUCUCGAACGGAGCUUGUGGCGUUGUCUCAUCGGUGAUAUGGAUCAUCAUCUCUGCUGGCCUAUGUUUCCCGUGGUUGCUGGAGCAGCCCCCUGCUUCCAAGGCAGGGGACUCCCCCAAGUCAGUCGCGUGGUUCGUCGUGUUGGCCAUCGACCUUUCGAUCGGGGCUAUGAGCGUCUUUUCUCUGUGGUUUCGGCGAAGCACUCUGAGCAUCAUGCUGCUAAUUUGGGGCGCUGGCGGCAUCGUGGCCACUUUCUUGGUGGGAAGUUUCGCGAUGCUUCCGGCAGUGGCCACAAUGUCGACAAGCUCUUUUACAAUGUCCACCUCGUGCGCGACCGCCAACCCUGUUGACUUGGGCGGCAGAUGCUGCUGUGCGGAAGAAUUGUGCGUCUUGGGCGCGGCCGACAUCUCCCCGCUGGACGAUAGCUUCUGCUAUACGACCCUAGAGCUCUGCAUGGAAACGAAGUGGUCCCUGUGGUGCUACUACGGGGGAAUCCUCCUAGCUAUGACCUCCAUCGUAUUGCUCGUCAACUCGGUCGCCUUACAUCACAAGGUGUUGGGUCGCAAAGAGAUCGUCCAUCUGGUACAGACGCAGCAUGACCUCCUCAGCAAGACACAGAAGAAUGUUCCCCAGCAGAUCAUCAUGCGCUCGUCGCUGACGGACGUGGUCGGGUCGGGGGUCGUGGAAAAUCUGGUGGGCAUGGAGGAGGUCGAGGAGGUGGACGUUGCAGACACCGUAAAAACAAAGCAAGGUAGAGUGAGGAGCGAGCCUCACAAGGCUCGCACACACAGAACCCAGGACACUCUGCAGUCGAACAGGCCAAUAGAAGAAACCCUCUUGGACUGCGAACGCCGGUGGAACGAGGCCGCCAAAGCCAUCCGGGCCGCCAACCGCUCCCGGCGCCGCCGCCAGCAGCUCUGGGAGCAAGAGGUCUAUGGAGGCGGCAGCUACGCGGGAAGUCUCUCCGGCGCACGGCCGCCCAGCACCCGACGGACCGGCGGCGCCGACGACAACAGCCACGCCGGUGGCUCGACGCUGCUGCUGAAUCCCGCCGAGACCGCGAGCUCCCGCGGCCGCGGUGGUGCCCCCGCCGUAGCGCCCUCGUUCGAAUCCCCGGCUCGCGGUUACCCCCGAAAGCCGGUCGCCACGGCCGAGGUUUGCGGCGACAGGGUCACGCCACCCGUGGAGUUUGCCGCGCUCUACCCAGCGAGAGACACGGACAUUGAGAUGAGCAGGCUGGGCUCCCCAACUUCGGCCGCGAUGUCCCAGAGCGGCCAAGAUGAAGGCGACGGUAACUUUGGCGGCGGCGGGGGUGGCGGCGGUGGCGGUGGGUUUUCGAUCGGUGCGUACACGGGCGGGACGAAGAACCGCCUCAGCAACCUUGAGGAGGAGGCUGCGAGGAUAUCGUCGUGGGGCAGGGGUGAGACAGCCAACACGGGGGCGGCGAUGAACUGGGUGGCCGGCGGAGGGGAUGGGGACGGUCAGAUCACACCGAAAACGGCCCUAAGGUUCAAGACCAGCGCGCUCUCUAGAGCGAUGCACCGCUGA